UAUAAACCGAGCCCUUGAAGCAUCGUCACCCCUGAAACCCUAGCUUUCCUCACGCUGCGCCGCCGACGGUGAUUAGGAGCAGGAGCCUGAAGAGGGAUCUGCGAUGGCCAAGUCAAAGAACCACACGGCGCACAACCAGUCGUACAAGGCGCACAAGAACGGCAUCAAGAAGCCCAAGCGCCACCGCCAGACCUCCACCAAGGGGAUGGACCCAAAGUUCCUGAGGAACCUGAGGUACUCAAGGAAGAACAACAAGAAGAGCGGUGAGGCUGAGGCAGAGGAGUAAACUGCUGGAAUUUCAGAUGAUGAAUUCCUGUCUUGUGUCGCUAGGGUCUGGAGUCUUGAACUUAAUGCUCUGUUCUGUAUGACCAAAGGUCCUCAGUUGGUACCAAAGUUUUUGUUGUCUUGCUGCCUGGCUGGAUUUGAAUUAAAACCGUUAUUUGCAGCCUUUUGAGAAUUGGGAACCCCGAGUAUGUCGUUCUAGUUUCUGUGAUGUCUAUUAUCACCAGUUUUGCCUGCUGUAA
Messenger RNA from Panicum hallii, 524 nucleotides. Its product is annotated as 60S ribosomal protein L29-1-like. Gene Ontology annotation, molecular function: structural constituent of ribosome. Lineage: Eukaryota; Viridiplantae; Streptophyta; Magnoliopsida; Poales; Poaceae. Gene Ontology annotation, biological process: cytoplasmic translation. Bases 104 to 286 code for a protein of 60 amino acids. Gene Ontology annotation, cellular component: ribosome; cytosolic large ribosomal subunit. The transcript is spliced from 3 exons. The record is from RefSeq and is a predicted model, not a curated record.